AUGGCAGAAUCGAGGCCUGCUGUCAACAACGGACCCACGGCAUCCGCCAAGCCGCCCUCCGAGUCACAGACAAGUGCGAGUAAUGCAAUAGUGACCCAAGCUCCCACAACUGCUGCUGGUAACGCAACUGGCAAUUCCACCGAGCCACAAAAAGACCGAGCACCCGCAAUGUCUAGAUCCCAGAGAGCCGGGCUACAGUUCCCAGUUGGCCGUAUUCAUCGCUACUUGAAAAAGCGUACUCUGAACAACGCAAGAGUUGGGGCCAAAGCCGCAGUCUAUUCCGCGGCUAUUCUGGAAUAUCUCACAGCAGAAGUUCUCGAGUUGGCUGGCAAUGCAUCGAAAGAUCUGAAAGUGAAACGUAUCACACCACGCCAUCUCCAGCUAGCCAUUCGAGGGGAUGAAGAACUAGAUACGCUUAUCCGUGCCACUAUCGCUGGUGGUGGUGUAUUGCCGUCGCCGAGAUAUGAAUUCCUGAAAACAGGAGAUUGUGAAUAUGGAAUAACAACUGGCGUCCUGAGCUUUGCACGUUUGAUUCCUCGGUUAUUCUCGCCUGGGCAUUGGUUACGCUGGAGUCGCUUCAAUCAAUUCUUCUCUUCUCUUUUGAAAUCUUCAGGUGGACGCAGAGUAUCGGAUUAG
This is a messenger RNA of Paraglomus brasilianum, 636 nucleotides long. The record is from the annotation of a GenBank genome assembly. Lineage: Eukaryota; Fungi; Glomeromycota; Glomeromycetes; Paraglomerales; Paraglomeraceae.